GAAAGGCAAGGGAGUUUCCUUGCCCACCAGUCGUCCCAGACUACAAUAGGUACAUGGGUGGUGUUGAUAUCUUUGACCAGAUGGCAGGUGCCUAUGCGGUCUUGAGGAAGGUCUUCUGUUGGCCGAAUGUCUUUUUGUACAACUUCCUCGAGACCGCGGCAAUGAAUUCAUGGCACCUGUAUAAACUUACUACCAGUCCAAAAAUGAAACAUCUCGACUUCCAAGAACUUCUGGUCAAAGAACUGGUCGCUGCCGAACGGAAGGCUCAACAAUAUCACAGCAGAGGAGGUCGACCACAAGACCCAGUCGCCGCCUCUGCAGCUUCCUAUAUUCUUCCCAUGCACCACACUCCCAUGUUUGAACAGCACCGUGGUCGUUGUAUAUAUUGUUAUUUUCAAAGUCAGGAGGCCAUGGUGCGGAGCUUUUGCAAGGAGUGUGGUGUAUACUUAUGUCUGAGUUCAGGCCGCAAUUGUUUCUUAUUGUAUCAUAAUAAAACUAAAUUAUCAAUGUCCUACCGUGAAUUUGUAUCUAGUAAAAAAGUAGCUAAGCCGCAUUUUAUGUGUUUUGUAAAAAAGGAAUAGUGUAGAUAAAUAUGUACAUUUCUAAAUGUCUAGAUGUUACAUAGUGUACAAAGAGUAGGUGUGGUCAGAAUGGCUGCUACUGCA
This is a messenger RNA of Corticium candelabrum, 665 nucleotides long. RefSeq names its product piggyBac transposable element-derived protein 4-like. The record is from RefSeq and is a predicted model, not a curated record. Lineage: Eukaryota; Metazoa; Porifera; Homoscleromorpha; Homosclerophorida; Plakinidae. The transcript has 3 exons. The coding region runs from base 54 to 581 and encodes 175 amino acids.